Suillus subaureus is the source of this 665-nucleotide messenger RNA. RefSeq lists its product as uncharacterized. The record is from RefSeq and is a predicted model, not a curated record. Lineage: Eukaryota; Fungi; Basidiomycota; Agaricomycetes; Boletales; Suillaceae. The transcript is spliced from 4 exons. Bases 296 to 463 code for a protein of 55 amino acids.
CCAAGUGAUAGUGAUUUCUAGCCAGCCUCCUCUCGAUCAUAUCUCAUCAUGGCACCCGUCACACAGAUCAUGUACUUUAAGACCUCUUUGUCCUAUCUCCAGGAUCCUGCUUGGUUAAUUUCUGAGCUUGCGACCCAGAGUUCAGUAGCCAAAAUCAAAGGGCUUUCUAAGUGAGUCACUUGGUUUCGAGACUGAGGAUCUGAGCAAUGCAUUCUGGGUCUUCGUAAGUUGAGUUUGCGACAUACUAAGUCUAAUCACGUUGCACUACUUGCAGAGUGGAUUUCCAAGUCUGCACAUGACACAUAUCAUCAGACAGACACUUUCAAGGACAUUUGCCGGGUUCUCCAACACUAGUCGGAUCUUUUCCGCUCCAGUGACGGAAUUUGUCACUUUCACUCUCAAGAGAGGUGUCAGCAUGAACGUGCUUCAGCCCCUCAUCAAACGGCUUCAGGUCAAGCUGUAAGGAACACCCAAGUUCUACGGCUCGAGCUGGGCACCUGUUGUUGAUAAGCCCAACGUAGUUCACGGCGUGUUAGGAUGGGAGUGUGCAGGUAAUUCUGACAUUGUGUAAGCACGCUGGCUUACCUUUUGGUGUAACGGUUAUGCGGGCGGCAGUCUGACCAUGUUACACAUUGGUUCCUCUGGUUCACCUAGUUAACAGUCAC